This is a messenger RNA of Saccostrea cuccullata (small rock oyster), 1763 nucleotides long. Its product is annotated as excitatory amino acid transporter-like. Gene Ontology annotation, molecular function: neutral L-amino acid transmembrane transporter activity; L-glutamate transmembrane transporter activity; glutamate:sodium symporter activity. The record is from RefSeq and is a predicted model, not a curated record. NCBI's taxonomy places the organism in Eukaryota, Metazoa, Mollusca, Bivalvia, Ostreida, Ostreidae. Gene Ontology annotation, biological process: L-glutamate transmembrane transport. The coding region runs from base 82 to 1566 and encodes 494 amino acids. Gene Ontology annotation, cellular component: plasma membrane. The transcript is spliced from 11 exons.
UGCAUCAUUACUUUUAAGCUGUUGUACUGUGACUGAAGACUGCAGCCGUGUUCAAUCCGUAGAACUUGAAAAUCUGAAAAUAUGGAAAAAUCACGGGAAAACCGAGGGUGCUGUCUUGUCAGAAAGUUCCGAACAUCUCUGAGACGCCAUCUUCUGUUCAUUCUGACUCUCUUGGCAGUUAUCUUUGGAUUCGUUCUGGGAUUUACGAUACGUCUCGCAGAACCCUCGAAGGACGCAAUACAAUGGCUUGGGAUGCCAGGAGAACUUUUUCUGCGACUGUUAAAAAUGAUGAUAAUACCUCUAUUGGUGUGCAGCGUUAUACAUAGCACCGCAUCUCUUGAUCCAAAAUCUAAUGGAAAAGUCAGCGCCAUCGCUUUCAUUUACAUUCUUCUGACAAACAUAUUAGGUUGUGUGAUAGCUAUAGCUCUCUUCUACGUCAUCAAACCAGGUAGUGAAAGUCCGCUCAGUAAAGGAAAACCAGAAGUCUAUGAAGCUAAUCCACAAGAUAUAUUUGCAGACUUACUUAGAAACAUCAUACCUGAUAAUAUUUUUGAAGCGUCUUUUCGACAAUCACAAACUAAAUAUGUACAGAAAGAUGUGGAACAAUUAAUACCAGCGGAAGGAAACUCUUCAUAUCAGAAUGCGUCCACCAAUCAAAAUGCAUCAACUGUUCACGUGGUUCGAGAGCUAGUGAAAUCUAAAAAUAACGGAUAUUCUUUGACAGGACUUAUAACUGCAUGUAUGUUCCUGGGAACAGCUGCUGGGAAGCUUGGAAAGAAAGCUCAACCAUUCCUUGAGUUCUUCGCAGUCAGCACUGACGUUGUUUUACAAGUGCUACGAUGGUUCCUUUGGAUGACUCCAUUUGGUAUUGCGAGUCUUAUAGCAGCCUCUAUAGCCAGCACCCGUGACAUCAGUAGCACGUUUUCCAGUUUGGCUUUAUUCCUGUUGACGGUUACGAUCGGGAUCGUUCUUCACCAAGCAUUAUUUCUGCCUUUAAUUUUAUUUAUUACAACCAGAAGAAACCCAUAUACAUACUUUAUUAGUGUGGGUCGGGCGUGGCUUAUAGGAUUUGCUGCUACAAGCACAGCGAUUGCUAUUCCUGAAAUGUUAAAUGCUUGUGAAAACAAAAACAACAUAGACAAACGAGUCAGUCGUUUUGUCAUCCCCUUCUGUGUGACGCUCAAUGCCGACGGCAGCGCCCUCUUUAUUACAGCGGCCGCCAUGUUUAUUGCCAAUAUCACCGGCCAAUCACUGUCAUUUGGAGAUGUAGUGAUUAUUGGAUUACUGACAGCUAUAGCUAGCCUCGCCCUACCGUCCGUACCCAGUUCCAGUAUCGUGACCCUCAUCAUGAUUUUGUCCGCACUGAAGAUCCCAGUAGAAGCUGUAUCUCUAUUGUUUGCUGUGGAAUGGUUUCUGGACCGCAUCAGGACUACGUCCAAUGUUUUUAGUCACACCUGCUGCGCAGCCAUUACAGCUCACUAUUGUCAACAGACUUUUAAGACCAUAGAGGAUCCGGAACAGGAACUCGAAAUCGUUGUAUAUUCAGCGGAAGCCCUGAAUUCAUGAUAACAAGAAAACCAUCCAUUCUUCUGUAUGAAUGGUGACAAAUAUUUGGUUGUUAAAAAUGAAUCUCCAUGUCGUAUUUUCUAAAGUUGUUUUGUAAAUCAGGACAAUUCAGCAAAAAUAUCUAGGAUGUGUUCAAGGUUUACAUUUGUAUUUUUAUAUUUCAAAGGGAAAAAAAUCUUGAUAAUUAUUUAUGUAAC